Molecule: messenger RNA, 2281 nt
Organism: Tigriopus californicus
Lineage: Eukaryota; Metazoa; Arthropoda; Copepoda; Harpacticoida; Harpacticidae
Exons: 9
Coding region: 89-2209 (706 amino acids)
Molecular function (GO): metalloaminopeptidase activity
Source: RefSeq, a predicted model, not a curated record
CUCAAAGAUAAUAGCUGGCUCAGUGAAGAUACACGUAGCUAUUAAAGUCCAGUUGAGUGUGUCUGAACUAUUCUGACUAACGAGCGAGAUGACAAAGCUUUGGUCUCUCGUCCUUUUGUUGUGCAUCUGGAACUCCCAAUCUCGGUUAUGUUCCAGUUGUGUCCUUCGACGAGGAGUUGCUGACUCAGGCCUCCUUGACCAUGGAAAUGGUCAAGGAAAUGCCCACCAAGCUGCCCAUCGAUUUAGGCGAGACUUGACCACCAAUUGUGAACCUGAUUCUCCGAUUCCACCCAAUCGUGUGGACACGAGCCAAAGACUUCAGUCCUUGCGAGAGAUCAUGGUCCAAAAGAACCUUCAGGCCUACUAUGUUCCAUUAGAUGAGGAAGGACGUCGGAGCUGGAUCUCAGGCUUCAGUGGCAGUAAUGGAGACGCCAUCAUCACUUUGGAUCAGGCGGCUUGUUGGACGGAUGGCAGAUAUUUCUUGCAAGCGGCUGAUCAGCUGGAUUGUAAUUGGCAACUCAUGAGAAUGGGCCAAGAUGGCGUGCCAACCUACGCCACGUGGAUCUUGGGCGAUGCCAAUCUGAGUGAAGGCUCGAGAGUCGGUGCCAAUCCCGAGCUUCUCGGAGCGAAAACCUGGUUGGAGCUGAGUGCCUCCCUGUCGUCCAGAAGCAUUGAGCUUGUCAGUGUUCCACAGGAUUUGAUUGAUCAAAUCUGGACCCCUGAGAACGGACGACCCCCAUUCAAGGCCAGAGACAUCGUUGUGCAUCCGAUGGAGUUUGCCGGAAAGCCCUUUGAGGAGAAAAUCGACGAUUUGAGAAACAAAUUGGUGGAAAAAGGUGCCAAUGCCAUGGUGGUUAGCGAAUUGGACGAGAUUGCCUGGUUGUUGAAUUUAAGAGGCGAGGGCUCUUCCACAGUUGAGGGUCUUUUCCACUCGCCCCUGUUCCAAUCGAUCGCUUUAGUCACUCCUGAAGACAUUCGUUUAUGGAUUCAUUCUGAGAAAAUCACUCCCGACCUGCUGUCCCACCUACAAGGGCCUGAUUGUGACACCCAAAAGGCGACCACGUGUGUGGGUCUGGAAGAUAUCACGAAUUGGCAAUCUAGUCUGGCCCAAUGGGCCUCGGAACAGACAGAUUUGAAGGUUCUGGUGACAAAGCCCUCAAUGUAUUUGUCAGGCGCGAGUUAUGCUGUUUAUCAUACGCUGCCCACGGACUCUGUCCAAUUUGAAGCCUCGCCUAUUCUGGAUGCCAAGGCCAUGAAAAAUUCCGCCGAGGCUCAAGGCAUGGUCAAUGCCCAUAUUCGAGAUGCUUUUGCUGUUUGCGAAUUCGCGGCCUUUCUCGAGGAUCAAAUACUUAACCAGCCCCAAGAGAUUUGGGACGAAAUCCGAGCCGCGGACAAACUCAGUCAACUUCGAGCCCAGCAAAACUUGAGUAAGGGCGACAGUUUCACCACCAUUUCCGCCUCUGGAAGCAAUGCGGCCGUGAUCCAUUACUCACCUGUAGAGGAAACCAAUGCGCUCAUUAACGAUUCGGCUAUCUACUUGCUGGACUCGGGUGGACAGUAUUUAGAUGGGACCACGGACAUCACCCGAACCUUCUUCUAUGGCUCUGACGUUCCUUCAGAAAUCAAGGAAAUGUAUACCCGAGUUCUCAUGGGCGCCAUUGAUCUGGCUAGGGUGACCGUUCCCUAUCGAACCCAAGAUUCCAGUGUAGAUGUGCUGACUCGACAACAUCUUUUCCACAUGGGCCUUGACUUCAGACACGGAACCGGCCAUGGCAUUGGGGCCUAUUUGAGUGUUCACGAGGGACCCACCAGAAUUGGAAUGGGCUGGAGCGACGACAAUGGUCGACUCCAAGACGCCAUGUUCUUUUCCGAUGAACCCGGUUAUUACAAGGAUGGAGAGUACGGCAUUCGUUUAGAGUCCAUUGUACGAGUAGUCAAGAGAGACGAUUUUGACUCGGUCUAUGGACAAUUCAUUGGCCUUGAGACCAUCACUUUGGUCCCAUUUGAGCCCAAAUUGAUCGACUUUGCCCUCAUGACUCCGGAUCAGAUCCAAUGGCUCAACAGCUACAACGACAAGAUCCGACAAACCAUCCUUCCACGCUUUGAAGCCACAGGCAACCAAUUGGUUGUGGAUUGGAUCAACCUGCGAACCCAAAGAGUGAGUCCAACCGUGUCCCAUUGGAUUCAAGACUGGAAGAACGAACUAUGAGUCCUUUCUGUUUACGUGUACUUUGAUACUCUCCGUGUGGAUUUUUUUCAACAAAAAAAAAAGAACUGGAAA